This is a messenger RNA of Cryptomeria japonica (Japanese cedar), 402 nucleotides long. RefSeq lists its product as uncharacterized. Bases 1 to 402 code for a protein of 133 amino acids. The transcript has a single exon. Gene Ontology annotation, molecular function: RNA-DNA hybrid ribonuclease activity; nucleic acid binding. The record is from RefSeq and is a predicted model, not a curated record. Lineage: Eukaryota; Viridiplantae; Streptophyta; Pinopsida; Cupressales; Cupressaceae.
AUGGGAGAAACUAUUUCAGAAAAAUGUGAAUUGUCUGAGGUUGUGGAUUCAGGUGAUGUUAUGUUCUACAAUCGGCUCUAUCUUCCUCCUCCACAACGCCAACUCAUGAGAAAUAGAUGUAUACACCCUUUUCAGAAGAUAGAUCGGGUGGGGAGGUGGUGUCCUCCUCCACAUGGUAUUUUGAAAAUCAACACGGACCGAGACGAGUCUUCUCAGGGUAACCCUGGUCCUGCUGGCAUUGGUGGCAUUGGUAGAGAUAGCUCGAGGACUGUUUUGUUUCUCUUUUCUAUCUAUAAAGGUUGUUAUACUAAUAAUUUGAUGGAGGCUCUUGCCAUUUUAUUUGUUGUGGACCGUGCUUUUUCUCUUGGAUGGAGCAGGCUCAUUUGUGAAACAGAUUCUUAG